AUGGCCGCACAGAAGCCGAUAGAGCAGAAUAACUUGGAAAUUAAAACUAAAAGCAUCGAACAGACUCUAAUCCCGCUAGUGAAACAGAUCUCGACGCUGGUGGCGCACCGGGAGCGCGACCGCGAGCGGCCGCUAUGCUCGGAGCGCAGCGUGCGGGCCGUGGCGCGCGUCGGCCAGGCCGUCAACCUGGCGGUCGAGCGCUUCGUCACCGUCGGCGAGACCAUCGCUGACGACAACCCCGACAUCAAGGCCGACAUGUACGACGCCUGCAAGGAGGCGCGCGCCGCCGGAGCGGCGAUCGAGAAGCUGUGCGAGGCGGCGGUGUUGGAGGACUCGCUGGCGGACCGCGGCGCCGUGGUGCGGGCGGCGCGCGGGCUGCUGGCGUCGGUGACGAGGGUGCUGCUGCUGGCCGACGUGGUGGUGGUCAAGCAGCUGCUGCUCGCCAAGGACAAGGUGGCGCGCAGCCUCGGCCGCCUCGAGGGUGUCACCAACUUCACAGAGUUCGUCAAGGCGUUCAGCCAGUUCGGCGCCGAGAUGGUGGAGCUGGCGCACCUCACCGGCGACCGCCAGAACGACCUCAAGGACGAGAGGCGGCGCGCGCAGAUGGCGGCCGCGCGGCAGGUGCUCGAGCGCUCCACCAUGAUGCUGCUCACCUCGUCCAAGGCGUGCCUCCGGCACCCCGACUGCCCUUCGGCGCGCGAGAACCGCGACACCGUCUUCUGCCAGAUGCGCCGCGCCAUGGACCUCAUCCACUACGUCGUCAAGGACGGCGUGCUCGACUCGGCGGCGCAGCUGGCGCGGGCCGGCGCAGCUGCCUCCGGCGCCUCGCCCGUGGGGCCACCCGUUCCCUCCGAGGAGGACUGGGAUGCUAGUCGGACUGUGUCUGGUGCGCUAAAACACUUCGAGGACCUGGUGGAAAUGACGCGACUGACACUGCUUGGACCUGGCUGCAAGGAGCGCCUUACAGCGGCACUCGAUGCAGUCGUGGAACGUACGCAAGACUUCACGGACUCAGCGUACACCAGUCACGAGCAUCGUGAGAGCAUCCUCUUACUCUGUGAUCGGGCGAAACUUGAGCUCAACCAGCUGUUACGUGUUGGUGUCAGUCUGGAACAAUGUGAAGGCAGUUCACCUACAAGUGAAAUGGAGAGUGCAGUAUGUGGCGCAAUUCGUGCUGCACGUGACAUGGGACACCAGUUGCGACAGACAACUCUGGAACAAGCAGCAGAACUGCCAGCUGCACUACGGGGUGCACACGACACAGUUGCAGCGAUACGCAAUGCUGCACUUGCAGCUGAUGCUGACCGCCUACAAGAUUGCUCUGAUCGCUUCACUGAAUGCCUUGACCACAUUCUUGAGGUGUGCAAGCUUCUCAGACAUAUAGCAGUUACCGACACUCUUCAAGUUUCUGCCAAGUACACAGAAAUUAAUUUGAGGAUAUAUGGACCACAAGUUAUAACAGCUGCUCACACUUUGUCUUUGCACCCAACAUCAAAAAUAGCAAAGGAAAAUCUUGAAGUGUUUGCAGAUAUGUGGCAGGCUUUAGCAUCGGAUGUCCAGACUGUUUCAAAAGAAAUUGUGGAGCAGUGCCAGGGGCGACAAUCUGGAAAACAGGUGUAUAUGUCCUUACCAAGACCAGGGAAACAUGGUACAACCAGCAAACCAUUAAAACCUGUGAGGUUAGAUUCAGAGGAACAGGCCAAGAUAGCAAAAACUGGUUUGGAAAUGAAACUCAUAUCAUCGGAGAUGGAUGCUGAGACAGACAAGUGGCAGGAAAGUGGAUCAGCGCUGGAAGAGAACAACGACAUUGUGAAGCGUGCCAAAAAUAUGUCUUCCAUGGCAUUUUCCAUGUAUCAGUUCACAAGAGGUGAAGGAGCGUUAAAGACAACACAAGACCUCUUUACACAGGCAGAAUACUUUGCUGAGGAGGCAAAUCGCUUGUAUAAAGUUGUAAGACAGUUUUCAUACCAGGUUCCAGGUGGUCCUCAUAAGAAGGAACUACUUGAAAAUUUAGACAAGGUACCAACCUAUGUGCAGCAGCUUCAGUUCACGGUGAAAAACCCAACUGUGGGCAAAGCUGCUACGUUCACAAAGGUUGAUAAUGUUAUCCAAGAAACAAAAAGUCUUAUGGACUGCAUUUCUAAAGUGGUGACAACUUGCUUUGUUUGUGCCACAAAGUACAACUUGGAUUUCCGAGGCCUGUCUUCCCGUGGCACAUCCGGGUCUCCAUUCCGCGACGAGGAUGGGACAGGGGCCGGAGCUGGGGGUGAGGGAGGCAAGAUGGGUGGUGCCCCUGGCUCCGAUCCCUCCAUCUGACAGUUCGGGAUGGCCCGAAGGGCCAAGGGCGACGCGCGCCGUACCAGGGUGUCUUUCCUUUUGUUCUGAGGCCCUGCUGCGGCCUGCCAAGGAAAUCAGCAGGCAGUACGUAAGAGAGGCUGAGACUGGAGCCUGCUGCCAGCACUGCUCCUUCAGAUGAAAUACUAAGCCAGCUGAUAUUAUCAAAUUGCCAAUUCUUGGCAAGCACUUGUAGGUGUUGCUAACAUAUGAGACUAUGAAGAACAUUUGUUUCUGUGGGCUUACAUCAGGAUAAGAGACAAAAAUGUAUAUGUUACAUUCUCAGGUUUUGGCAUUUGACAUCUUCCAUUAAAGGCAGAAACUAUCUCUCUGCCUUUGAUAUAGUGUUUGGUAUCACCCCUGAAACUUGUAUACUUUUUUAUGCAAGGAUGACUUCAUUUGCUUAUGUUUUUGAUAAGCAAGCCCUCUGUACCUCUCUGUUUCCCCCAACGCCCAUCCCUAUCCGUAUCCCAUACCUCUAGUUCUAGUUCUUUUAAGGGAAUCUCCAAUGAAAUUUGUGUGUGAGUUCUUACUUUGUUGUUCGUUUUGCCCAGUAGAAAGAAAUUUUUUUGUACAAAUUACAUGAGUCAUCUGUGAUAAGUCUCCUCUUCUAUAAAUUUCAGUAUUGUUAAUGAAUCCCUGCAAUAAAUAGGUUUCAUUUUCACCGUGUUAUCUGUUGACCAUUACAUAGUUUGUAACUGUGAUUAUUAUGUCUUAUUAUUUAAAUGUUGUAAAUGUAUUU
Molecule: messenger RNA, 3076 nt
Organism: Schistocerca serialis cubense
Lineage: Eukaryota; Metazoa; Arthropoda; Insecta; Orthoptera; Acrididae
Gene: alpha-Catr
Product: alpha-catulin
Exons: 11
Coding region: 1-2316 (771 amino acids)
Biological process (GO): cell adhesion; Rho protein signal transduction
Molecular function (GO): actin filament binding; cadherin binding
Source: RefSeq, a predicted model, not a curated record